AUGUCCAUCGAAAUAACUCUCGGUAUCGUACUUCCAGUCAUCGUGGUGAUGCUCAAGUUCAUCCCAGGACUUCUCCAUCGUUGUUAUUUACGCUGUGGUCGACAAGAAGACACGGACACAGAGGCACAGAUCGAUCUUGAAGUAGGCAGCGGUGUAUUGCUCUCACCCGAGCCAUACCACAUGACGUGGUCGACACCGGAGGCCCAGGCAUUAUCUCCGUUCGAUACCCCGACGACAGCAACACCGGAGCUUCGCGUUAUCGAGAGACCGCCGCGAUCCCCCAAGGUUAUGACAAGUUUGGUCUCUCCGAUCAAAACUGGAUGCAGUCCGCCCAAGCGAACACUACGAGGCGAAGAACAACUUCCACACUCUCCUGUCAUCCCCAACACCCUGUCAGCAGCAACGAAUCCGUUCCGGGCGUAA
Phytophthora nicotianae INRA-310 is the source of this 423-nucleotide messenger RNA. RefSeq lists its product as hypothetical. The record is from RefSeq and is a predicted model, not a curated record. The coding region runs from base 1 to 423 and encodes 140 amino acids. NCBI's taxonomy places the organism in Eukaryota, Oomycota, Peronosporomycetes, Peronosporales, Peronosporaceae. The transcript has a single exon.